This is a messenger RNA of Ruditapes philippinarum (Manila clam), 582 nucleotides long. RefSeq names its product octapeptide-repeat protein T2-like. The coding region runs from base 1 to 582 and encodes 193 amino acids. The record is from RefSeq and is a predicted model, not a curated record. NCBI's taxonomy places the organism in Eukaryota, Metazoa, Mollusca, Bivalvia, Venerida, Veneridae. The transcript has 3 exons.
AUGGUUGACUCUGCAGUACAAGUCAACUUAUGCCAAUGCACGCCACUUAAGUUACCAUUACCAAAAAUCAAACAGCUUCACAAAGAAGAAGAUAGAAGGGAGAGAGAGAGAGGCAGAAGGGAAGGGGGGAGAGAGAGGAGAGAAAAAAGAGGGAAAGAGGGAAAAGAGAGGAGGCGGGGACAGAGGAGAGAAAAGAAGAGAAGGGGGGGAAAGAAAAGAAGAAGGAGACGAGAAGAAGAGGAGAAGAAGAGGGGAAAGGAGAAGAAGAGGGGAAGAGAGGGGAGAAGAAGGGGGGAAGAAAGGAGAGAGGGAGGAAGGGAACAAGGGAGGGAGGAGGAAGAAAGAGAGGGAAAGGGAAGGGGGAAGAAGGAGGGAGGGGAAAGGGAGAGGGAGGAAGGAAGAAGGGGAAGGGGGGAGGGAAAAAAGGGACAAAGAGAGAAGAAGAGAGAGAGGGAGAGAGAAAGAGAAGGUGAGAGAGAAAAAAAAGAGGGAAGGAAGAAGAAGGGGAAGAGAGGGGGAGAAAAGGGGGAAAAGAAGAGGGAGGGGGAGAGGGAGCGGAGGAGAGGAAGGAGGAUGAGAUGA